CAUGCGCGAGUAGCGGGCCCGCGGCCCCUCAGCUGCGCUCGAAAUGGCGCUGAGGCAGUGGCCCGCGCUGGUCCUGCUGCUGCUUCUACUGGGCUGCUUGACAGGGGCUGUGAAUCUCAAAUCCAGCAACCGAAACCCAGUGGUACAGGAAUUUGAAAGUGUGGAACUCUCUUGUAUCAUUACGGAUUCACAGACAAAUGACCCCAGGAUUGAAUGGAAGAAAAUUCAAGAUGAACAAACCUCAUAUGUGUUUUUUGACAACAAAAUUCAGGGAGACCUGACUGGCCGUGCAGAACUACUGGGUAAAACUUCUCUGAAGAUCUGGAAUGUGACCCGGACAGACUCAGCCCUUUACCGCUGUGAGGUGGUUGCUCGAAACGACCGCAAGGAGAUUGACGAGAUUGUCAUCGAGUUAACUGUGCAAGUGAAGCCGGUGCCUCCGGCAUGCAGGGUGCCACGGGCUGUGCCGGUGGGCAAGGCCGCCACGCUGUCCUGCCAGGAGGGCGAGGGCUACCCACGGCCGCACUACAGCUGGUACCGCAAUGAUGUGCCGUUGCCCACGGAUUCCAGAGCCAACCCCAGAUUCCGAAAUUCCUCUUUCCUCUUAAACCCUGAAACAGGCACUCUGGUGUUCAACGCUGUCCACAAGGAGGACUCAGGCCAGUACUACUGCAUCGCCUCCAACGAUGCGGGCUCGGCCCGCUGCGAGGAGCAGGACAUGGAAGUGUAUGAUCUGAACAUCAGCGGGAUCAUUGGGGGGGUCCUGGUUGUCCUGACCGUGCUGGCCCUGAUCACAGCGGGCAUCUGCUGUGCGUACAGACGUGGGUACUUCAUCAACAAUAAGCAGAACGGUGAAAGCUACAAGAACCCAGGGAAGCCGGAUGGAGUGAACUAUAUUAGGACGGAUGAGGAGGGCGACUUCAGACACAAAUCCUCCUUCGUGAUCUAGACAGCGGCGGGGCCAGGCACACAUGCGGACAUCUCCCUGGGGACCCUGCCAGGAGCAGCCCCCAUGAGGGGGCGCUGGACAUGUGCACAAAAGCUGUUUUGGCCAAAGUCGACUGCUACUCCUUUCGUACUUUUUAACAAGCCACAUGAAUAAAAAGAGUUUUCCUUGGGAUGGGCACAGUCACCACGAGUCAAAGAACAGACCAGGUUCCUGAGGCCAACCCCACUGGCAUCUGGGUGCCUUCGGGCGGGCACCAUGGGCCCUGAGGGGCUGGUGAUUUGCCUCUGGCUGUGGUUGGCAGGUGAGCCCCAUGGCUGGGGCACCACCGGCAUCAGUAGCUGAGGGCUUGCAGAGGAGGUCAGAGCUUGAACCUCAGUUGCAAUGACUUGGCUUCACCAUGACCCCCAGGCCGCUUCCUCCUAAGGCUUUGCCAUCACUGUCAAGGUGUCCAUCUCGGGAAAUCUUCUUGGGUCAGCAUUUUGUAACAGCAGCCCACAUCAGGAAGGUAAAUCACUUCUUAGCUGCAGGACCCUGCUCACCCAAGGAGGGUCCCAGUAUUGAAGGAAAACCUUCAUCUUAGGCUAAGUCUGAAAUGGUACUGAUAUAAUGUUCUGCUUUUCUAUGGGUGUUUAUUUUAUAAAAUUUACAUUCUAAAUUUUUGCUAAAGAUGUAUUUUGGUUAUUGAAAAGAAAAAUUUCUAUUUAAACUGUAAAUACUAGUUGUCAUACGAUGUGAAAUAACCUAUUUUUUUUUUUAAAGUUCCACUUAAGGCAGGAGCCCAUGAUGCUCCUGUUCAGUUGGAAACACCCUGAUUAAGAGUAUUUGAAUCCAAGAACCUCCUCAAGGGGGCUUACUGGAGCACUUCUUUGCCCACAAGGUUUGGCAUUUUGACACAAGAGAACUCAUGUCUUCCACACAGCAGACCAUGGUUGCUUAGGAAACCUUUACAAAGAUUCCGAUUGAGUAUGCCGAGGUCUGUUUGCCUCUCUCCAGAAGAGAGGAGGAGCUCGGGGUUAGCUUGGAGCUGCCACUCCCUUAGGUUGCUCAGACUACCUCUGCCUAAACCCUCAGACACGUGUGUCCAGACGGUGUCAGCUGGUGCCCAGGCUCGGGCCGCUUGUCCUGCUCUGAGUAGUGCUGGCUCCCGAUUCCCCAGGCCCUCUCAGUCCAUCCAUCUGUCACUGACGCCCAAUGGUGAUCAGCCCUGAGUGUGCAGGGGCUGGAAGGGGGUGUCCUCCAUGUGCACCCCAGCCCAGCUUCCCUGGGACAGAGCCUUGUGGCUGCAGCUAGAUGGUCAUGAAACAGAGCAGCCCCACUGUCUGGCUUUUACAUCAGUGUACUUACCUGUGCCGUUCAGGAGAGUGUGCAGGGCCAAAGGCAGUCCUGAAGUCAACCUGUCACCCACCUUUAUGUUUUUAAAGACCAUGAACCCCGCUGCCCUCUUUGCCACGGAGGCAGCAUAGGUCCUGUCUUACGAGAUGUUCUGUGGUGAAGAAUGGCAAGAAGGGCGGCUGGUGAUAGCCCGAGGGUGGGCAGGGUGUGCCCAAGUCAGAGGCCAUUUCCACAGUGUGACAAAGGUUCUCCUCUGUCCAGAGGCCUUUGUUCCUUGAGAGUAAACAUUCUUAGCCUCAGACAGGCUGCAGCAUUAACUCCCCACAUGAAGCCCUUGGGAACAAAGAGCUGCUCAAGAUGCCUCCGCCUCCACUGUGUCACAGGAUGGUUUUUAUGUAGAACAGUCAUCUUGGGACUAAACUUUCAGUGUCUUAAUUUUUAUACUUUUGAGUUUUUAAAUUGAAUACUUGAGACUUACGUUGACCUUUGAGUUGUGUGAACUUUACCACAGAGUAUUCUGCAGAAGCAGGCAGCCCUCCAUAAUGCCGGGGUGCCCACCUUCUUCUGUAUUUGUCUUGAAAGCUUCGACAUGAGACUGUCCCUUCAUCCUCAGCUCCCCUUGGUGGAGGGGAUAGUGCUCUUCUGUUCGUGGGGACGACUCUAGCUGCCAUAUUGAUUGUCAUAGCGAUGGGGUGGUCUGACCUCCCUUCUUGUGCCCUAAAACGUCCACCUGGUGCCACGUGACCUGGCUCUGACAGUAGAGAGAAGCCAACAUGGGGUCUUGGAGGUCCCUGCCUGUCACUGUAAAAACGCAGACAGAAAAGGAGCAUCGUGUGAUCUUAGGAUGUAAAUGUCACUGGAGACCAGAGGCCACAUGAGCUGCUGCACUCUUUGUGUGGCUGCGGCCAGACACAGUGCCACAGACUUGUGCUACUAACACGCCUGUAAGUUGGGAUUUGUUAAACCUCAUUCAUAAAAGCUUCUUAAAAAAAAAAAAAUCAC
Messenger RNA from Phacochoerus africanus (Common warthog), 3283 nucleotides. It is a transcript of the gene JAM3, whose product is annotated as junctional adhesion molecule 3. The transcript has 9 exons. The record is from RefSeq and is a predicted model, not a curated record. Lineage: Eukaryota; Metazoa; Chordata; Mammalia; Artiodactyla; Suidae. Gene Ontology annotation, molecular function: protein heterodimerization activity; protein homodimerization activity. Gene Ontology annotation, biological process: cell adhesion; angiogenesis. Bases 44 to 949 code for a protein of 301 amino acids.